Molecule: messenger RNA, 3538 nt
Organism: Eurytemora carolleeae
Lineage: Eukaryota; Metazoa; Arthropoda; Copepoda; Calanoida; Temoridae
Product: zinc finger protein ZFAT
Exons: 28
Coding region: 99-3098 (999 amino acids)
Biological process (GO): regulation of transcription by RNA polymerase II
Cellular component (GO): nucleus
Molecular function (GO): DNA-binding transcription factor activity, RNA polymerase II-specific; RNA polymerase II transcription regulatory region sequence-specific DNA binding
Source: RefSeq, a predicted model, not a curated record
AUUUUUAUGUUUUUAAAAAACAUAAAAAUAUUUUGUUUUCUUAAAUUCCUUGGUUCUCACUGUAUUGUAAUCUUUUUGUUCUGCUUGAAAUUCAGCCUAUGUGUGAAUAUGAUUAUUUUCAGAAAAAUAUGGAAGAAAUAAAUACAUAUGUUAUCCUGGAUGAAUGGAAUAAUGAUUUAGGUUCAGGCCAGAUAUCUGUAAUUGAUCCCUCGGAGCAUAUUUAUCUGGUGGAUAUUGCAGGGCCAGGGAUUCAUCAGAUACAAUCAUUAGAUUCUAAACCUGUGCCUGAAAUACUACUACCCGAAGAUCAAGUUGUUACAAGGGAGGAAUUGAUUCAGUCGGUCAACCUGCCACAGUCUGCAGAGGAUACCACAGACCCGGUCAACCUGUCUCCUCAACAACCUGAAGAACCAGCUGAUAUUGUACAGAAUUGUGGAUUUCUACGGAAACCUGCCAAACAACAAAUUCAUUACCUAGAGGAUGCAGUUGAGUUCGCAAACAGAAAAUCCAAGAAAAGAAAUAACGAUGUUACACCGCCCAAAGUUUACAGGUGUGAUGAGUGUGAGUAUAUUGGUCCAAGGAGUCUUCAUGCUCAAAACCAUAGUCAGCACAAGCCUAGAGGAACUAGGGGAACUAGAAUUGACUGUGAUAAAUGUGAUUAUUUUGCCCUGCAGAAUAUAGAUAUGAAAAGACACAAGGCGUCAAAACAUUCGGAAGGCACGGAAACUUUUCCUUGUGAUAGUUGUGAUUAUGUAGCCCGUUAUGCUUCUCUUUUAGCAGUACAUAUAAAAGUAAAACAUUUGAGAAAGCAGGCGUACUCCUGUGAUGAUUGUGAUUUCUCCACAAUGUAUGCAAGUGCUUUCAAGAGACACAAGCAAAUCCAUACAGAUGAACUUGGAUGCUCAGAGUGUUCAUACAAAACCAACAGACUGGAUAAUCUUAAAAAUCAUAUAGCUUCAAAACAUGAAAAUAUAAGGAUUCCCUGUUCCUACAACGGAUGCACAUUUACCGGGGCAAGCAAAAGUUCAGUCAACAACCAUUUUAAAGCUACUCAUCAAGGGAUUAGAUUUAGUUGCGAUUUCUGUAGCUUUAGCUCCGCCAGAAAACAAAAUCUGUUGGAGCAUAUUAAAGCUAAACAUCAUGAAGAAACACCAGACAAAGUCAGAUUUGCUGCUCCGAAACCAUUAAGUGCAUUUCUUCUUUUUUCUAAAGAGGAGUCCCGUCAUCUAUCAAAAGAGAAGCCGUGGUUAACAAAAGCAGAAAAAAGGAAAAUUUUAAAGGAAAAGUAUAUAAGCCUGGCUGAGGUUGAAAGAUCCCGAUAUAAAGAACUGUACCAGAACAGUCGUAAGAAGGUGAAAAUGAACAAUGAAGAAACUAUCCCUCUACACCAUCUCAUAUCUCAGGAGGAAGAAGAAAAAGAACUUGUUAUUGAGAUGAAGGAACCGGUUAUAAUCUGGGACAACAACACCCUGACUACGAACCUAAAGACAUCCUCCUACCUGGUCCCCGACCAACCCAAGGAAACACAGUUUUCAAACCCUGAUGAUCUUCCUGAUGCUACUAACUACGUGUAUGCUGAUGGAGGACUAGUUCGUGUUAUUGAAGAGACUGGAGAAGAUGAGGAGAACAAGAAUACAGAGCAACAGAGCAGAGCAGAUAAGCCAAGGAUGUUUUCUUGUCAGGACUGUAAUUACAGAGCCAAGCACGCUCAUCACAUCAAGUUACAUCGUCAGUCAAAACAUAUUUCCGAGUGGAUCCUUUGUCAUCUUUGCCAGUACAAAGCCAAGAGAAAGGAUUCCUUGAAACGGCAUAUACUGCUUGAACACGAGAAUAUCAGGUAUGAAUGUAAUUACUGUGAUCAUAAGUCGACUGACCCGGCAAGUUUAAAGAAACAUAUUGGAAGUAUGCACGAAGGUCAACUACAUUCCUGCCCAUAUUGCCAGGCGAAGUUUAAGCAUAAAAGUACAAGAUUUCGACAUAUCAACGCAGAACAUACACUUCCUAGACAUAAAUGUUCCCAAUGUGAGUUUACCUGUACCCAGCGGGCUGGUCUCAAAUCUCAUGAGAAGAAGGAACAUUUACAGGCGAAUAGUUCUAUCUGUGUUGAAUCUAAUGAUCUACGGACUAAGAAGAAGAAGAUAAACAACAGGCCAAAGCGACCUAGUACUAAGUAUCUUCUCUUCUGUCGUGAUGUGCGUCCUCAAGUGAUCAAGGAGAACCCAACCUGGUCUCUUAUUCAGAUUGGAAAAGAACUAGGAAGAAGAUGGAGAGAACUUCCUAAUGAAGUGGUGAAGGCGUAUGAUGAGUCCUAUGCUGAAAGCUUGCGAGAAUAUAGAGAAUUGGGAGAACUUGCUAAGAAGAAUGAAGAAUCAGAAGACAAAUUGAAACCUCCGAUUAGUUCUUAUUUUAUAUUCAUGAAAGAGGUUCGGAGUGAGGUUAGAUUAGAUAACCCUGGAAUAGAUAUAAAACAGGAAACAUUAGAGAUUGGAAGACGAUGGCGUAAUUUAAGCGAGAAGGCUAAAGAAAAAUACAGGCAAAAAUUCAGAUUAUCUUGGAGACGGUUCAAGAUCGCUCAGGCCAACAUAGAGCGGAGACUUGACGGCGUUGAAGAGCUUGAUGAAGCAGCAAUCCUUGCUGAGCAGGAACAGGAACCAGACCUAGAACUGGAACAGGAACCAGACCUAGAACAGGAACAGAAUCCAGACCUAGAACAGGAACAACAAUAUGGAAAUGAACCGGAAUUUAAGUCUCGGAUUGAUCGGAAACAGGAAGAGAAUGAAAAAGAACAGGAACUUGAAAUCAGAUUAGACGAGGGGCUGGAGUUAGAAGAUAAACAGCGAAUGGUUUUUGAAAUAGAGGAGGAAAGUUCUACUUUGUUUUCUGAGAAUUCUAGUCAAGAAGUUUUAAAUUCAGAAUUCAGCCACAGUCAUGUAUUAGUGUACGAAGAUGCGUUGGAAGAAGCAUGUAAGAAGAAGAAAAUAGUGGAGGAGAAGAUGAAACUGGUAGAAGAGAAGAUAAAAGAAGAAGUUUCUAGGAUUGAUAAGUCCGGGACCAGGUUGGCAGGCGCCAGGAAGAUUAUUGGAAUGACAACUCUCUGAAUAGUUCUUGUUAAAAGGACUUUAUGCGUAAUAUCAAGUGACCUUCCAAUUAUAGAGUGGCAUGUCCGAUUUACAACAAUACCUUUUAACUUUUGUUUGCAGGGUACCGUUGUUAAUCAGCUAAGCCUAUCUUUAAAUGGAAGGUCAAUUGAAAUUACGCUCAGAGUCCCAUUAAGUAAACCAUGUCAAGUACUAGGUGUAAACUAAAAGCUUACAAAGUCUUCUGUUUACAUUCCUCCCACGCUAAUGUACUGCUGUACACCAAUUGCAAAAACAAAUUAUCUUUAUAAUCUAGUUUUUAUGUUGCUGUAAUCUAUUUUUAUAAUUAUAAUGUGUAUAUUAAAAAUAAGCGUCAGUACUUUCUGUGAUAGUUCCCUAUAAUAAUCUAUAUCGUCAAAUAAAUUAUAUCUUAAGAAGGGGGUCCACACUCCACUUUUGUA